Molecule: messenger RNA, 2075 nt
Organism: Aspergillus vadensis CBS 113365
Lineage: Eukaryota; Fungi; Ascomycota; Eurotiomycetes; Eurotiales; Aspergillaceae
Product: fungal specific transcription factor domain-containing protein
Exons: 3
Coding region: 214-1911 (565 amino acids)
Source: RefSeq, a predicted model, not a curated record
CAGGGAUGACACUCAGCCUGGCUGGUCAUUCAAGGACCUCAAUCUAAUGCAGAUUUAGAUCCGCCUGGUAAAGCUACUGGUGCCCAGGGCAGCAACACAAACCAGGGCUUGGUCACAAGUGGUGCACGAGGCUCGAGCAAUGGAUGUGUCACUCCGCUUACAUUGUUACCCCUAUCUUCAUUACAAAGACGCAUUGCUGAUCUCUAUAACUGCAUGCGAGAUAUGAAGAGCAUAUCCAGGUGUCUUCCCCCAUGGACCCAGGCUCGCCAACUAUUAGACCACUUCAACGUAGUCAUUCAGCCAACAUUCGGGGUGUUCCAUAUCCCAUCCACAAAAGAACUAUUAGAUGAAACAUACAGGGGUAUACUUGAGGGCAUGGAGCCAAGCCCCACUGUCUUGGUAGUGUUCUUCAGCAUCUUCGCUGGGGCUGUUCUGGUUGCAACCCCAGGACUUCUGCAGUUGCUCAGCGCAACAGAGGCAGAAGCUAAAGCAGCCUUCACCACAUACGCGCGUUUAGCUCUCUGUAUAAUUGACAACCCGAUCCAGCCAGUGCCGCCAUCAACAACUGCUCUUGGCGCAGUCAGUGCCUUGUCGCGCGUUCUCUUCCAUGCGGAUUGGUAUUCCCACAAAGCCCAAGCACUCAGAAUCGACGCAAUAUGCAUGGCCCGAUCGAUGCAAAUCCAUCUGCUGGACACGGUCCAAAAGCAAGACGAAAGAAAACGUUCAGGAUACAAUGCUAUCGAAGUCGAGGUACAGAGACGAGCAUGGUGGCACCUCGUCUCCUCUGACUGGAUCUCUGCAUUCUCGCAAAGCCCACAAGAAGGCACCUACCUCAUCCACCCAAAACAAAUGAAAGUGAACCAUCCCAGCAACAUCGACGACGAAUCCUUAACCCCCACAGGACCAGCAUACAGCUUUCCCCUCUCAGUCCCAACCUCCAUGUCCGUAUUCAUCUUCAGAAUCCACUACGCCGAACUAUGCCGCGAAAUCAUCGACACCCUAGGAACCACACUUCUCGAAUCCACCCAACCCGACUACGAAACCCUCCUCGAAAUCGACCGUAAAUUCCACACCUUCGUCCAAUCCCUCCCAACCUUCCUCCAAAACGACCCCGCCAGCAUCCGAAAAAGCCAAGAGAUAACCCAACAACGACCCUACCUCGCCUGGCAACGAACCGUCGCCCAUCUAAGCUUCCACGUCCGCCUCUGCCGCCUUCAUCGCCCCUACCACCGCGAAGGCCUAACGAACCCCAAAUACGCCUACUCUCGACUGACCUGCAUUCGCUCCGCCCAAACGGUCCUCGACCUUCGCCGCACGUUGAAAGACACAGGCGUUCUCGCCGGCUUCAACCCCUCCGAUUACAGCCUGGUUAUGAACCACGUUUUCUUCGCCGCUAUGGUCCUGGCCACGGACGUCUCUAUGAAGCCUACCGCUCCGGGCGCAGAUACCCGCAAGCAGGAAGUGUUGGAUGUUAUCCAUGCACUGGAGAAAUCACAGAAUGAGUCGGCGUCACUUAUGGAGGCUAUUCGGAAGAAUACGCAGACAUUGUUGUCGAUCCUUCAGGAAUCUCAGAGGGAAGUGCAGCAACAGGCAAGGUCGCCUGAGAGAAACGAUAAUAUUGAUGUGGCUUCUGGAUCGGGUGGGACGAUGUCGAGCGCUGCUCCGUCACAGUCCCGGGUCGUCGCGGUGGAUGAGAGCAUGACAAAUGCGGCCAGCGGACGUCUUCCUUUGACGGACAGCAUGCAAGGGUCUGGUCAUGAAGAUGAGGACCCAAUGUGGAGCGGAGCAAGGAGGAAUAGCUGGGGUCAGCUGUGGUCUGAUCUCUUCAGUGUGGCGCCGGAAAUGGAUGGGCUGCAGUGGGAUCUCUUGUUGAAUGAUUCUGACUUGCCCUUUCAGUCAGAAUUCUAUUGAAGGCCUAGGCGCAUAGCCUUGGUUGACUAUAGGCUGGAGAUAUUAUAUCCUUUCUAGGACGCAGACGCGAUAGGACAAGCAGUUAUGAGUAAGCGACUUUCUAUACAAGGAUCCUCACAGCUAUUAUACGGUCAAACCUAAAUACAAACGCCAAUUACCAAUAA